CUAAAUUAAACACGAACCAAACAAACUCACCCUUUCUCAGAUAGGUUCAUCCUCUCUCUUCGACGUUGUUAGGGUUUCUCUCACUCUUCGAUCUCUUCGCGAUUUGUUCUCUCUUCACCAUCGAUUGCGUCAAUGGCCAGUAAUGGUGCCAAUGGUGCCGGAGUUAAGCACAGUGGCGAAGUUCCUGGUAUCGUUGUGCCCUUUACAGCGUCGAAUUCGGGUUUGAGAGCUUCCUACGGCGUCGAAGGGAUACCACUGUCUAAUUCAAAUCUUUAUAUAUCCGUUGUUCCGGAGACCUCUCUGACUUUCGAGGGUGAGUUCGUGCCUGAUUCCGAUGAUAUAGAUUCAGAUCUUCAUAGAUCUGUGGUUUCGGAGACUUUCGGGACCUUUGACGGCGAGUAUGCGCCAGGCUCUGCUUCGCAUUUACUCUUAUCCAAGGUGCCGGAAUCUCCUAACAUUCUUUACGGGAUGGCUGUGCCGGAUUCCGAUGAUGAAUCUACCGCUAUUGCGCCGGUGGGCAUAAACCCUAAAAGGGAUGGAUGGUGGAGACUCCCUUGCCGGAGGUCACUCUGCUGUUGUCCGUGAGGUUGUCCUUGAGUUCUUGAGAAUUUACUGUCCUCUUUCCAUGUCAUUGCCCGAGUUCUCUAAGGUAUACAUUACGUUGUUUUAUUUAUCGGAGUUUGAAGGGGAAAAUUACAUUUUGCGGGUUGAAAUAAAAAUUUUCUAAACGUUUUUUUCUGUGUAAUCUAGGUUCUGUGAUGUGUGAGUAAUGCAUAUUGUUUGGAGGCUUACUGUUAAGUAAUGCAACCACAUGUGCAUUACAAUUGAUACACACAUGACUUACUCAAUGCUGAUUAUAAUUUCAUAGUGUAAUGUCACUUCCCUUAGUGUGUGAGUAAUGCAUAUUGUUCAUGGAGGCUUACUGAAUACGUAAUGCAACCGCAUGUGCUUCAAAUUUGUACACACACUGCCCCUACUCAAUGAAGAUUUUUAUCGGAGAGAGUAGUUUAAAUAUACUUCUGAGAGUGAGUUGACAACACUCUAUGAUGACAAACAUUGUUUUGA
This is a messenger RNA of Andrographis paniculata, 1065 nucleotides long. RefSeq lists its product as uncharacterized. The coding region runs from base 133 to 585 and encodes 150 amino acids. NCBI's taxonomy places the organism in Eukaryota, Viridiplantae, Streptophyta, Magnoliopsida, Lamiales, Acanthaceae. The record is from RefSeq and is a predicted model, not a curated record. The transcript is spliced from 2 exons.